AUGCUGUUGCAAUCGGUCCUCUCAGCUCUGUGCUUCUGUCUCGGCAUCACGUCCGCCAAAUCAUACCCAACGGUUUACAUGAUCCGACACGGCGAGAAGCCCAGGGAUCCAAAAGACCAUGGUUUGGCCUCAGACGGGAUCAAGCGGGCACAGUGCCUGAGACAUGUUUUCGGGCAAGAAUCGGAGUACAACAUAGGGUAUAUCAUGGCACCUCAUGUGAAAAAGAAUGGCGCACAUGGCCGCGCGUUUGAAACCGUUCUACCUCUUGCUAAAGAUCUCGGUCUCACAGUUGACACACACUGCAAGCGGACCAAAGCGAGAUGCGUGGCUAAAACGAUCAGGUCGUAUGACGGACCGGGCAACAUUUUGAUUGCAUGGCGGCACUCGACUAUGGGUGAGAUUGAGAAGGAGCUUGGAGCCUUGGAGCCUAUUGAAUACCCGGAUGGGAGAGAUUCGCAUUGGGAUAAAUAUGCCUGGGAGGCGAUUCUCCCGUGGAAGCUUCAUCAGCUCGCGACUCUCUUCGACGGAAGCUCGUUUGUUUGCCUUGUAUUAUGUCCUGGCACUGACAGUUUCAGGUUCGAUCUUAUAUGGACAGAUCCUUGGCCGUAUGGGAAUGUGACGAGUAUCGAAAGCGAGGAAUGCCCUGGACUAGAUAUUGCGACUGGCCUCGUGGAUCAGGUUUGA
Molecule: messenger RNA, 684 nt
Organism: Penicillium mononematosum
Lineage: Eukaryota; Fungi; Ascomycota; Eurotiomycetes; Eurotiales; Aspergillaceae
Product: putative phosphoglycerate mutase family protein
Exons: 3
Coding region: 1-684 (227 amino acids)
Source: RefSeq, a predicted model, not a curated record